GGUUCCGGCCCAGUGCUCCCGCCGACCCCAUGGCCCUGGUCACCGUCAGCCGCUCGCCCCCCGCCAGCGGCUGCUCCACGCCGGUGGGGCCCCCGGACCAGGCCUCCAGGCGGAGAAGCCGGCUCCAGCGAAGGCAGAGCUUCGCGGUGCUGCAUGGGGCGGUGCUGGGGCUGCAGGACGGAGGGGACGGUGAGGAGGCCUCGGAGCCCAGCCCUCGGCCCUCGGGGGAGCCCUCGGGGGAAGAGCAGCUCGGCGGGGACCAGACGGACAGCGGGCAUGGGCCCCAGAGCCCCCAGAAGCAGGAGCAGAGUCAGCACCUCCGCCUCAUGGUGGAGCUGCUGAGGCCGCAGGACGACAUCCGCCUGGCAGCCCAGCUGGAGGCAGCCCGGCCGCCCCGGCUCCGCUACCUGCUGCUCGUCUCCACAAGAGACGGCGAGAGCCAGGACGAGAUGGUCCUCCUGGGAGUGGACUUCCCGGACAGCAGCUCCCACAGCUGCACCCUGGGCCUGGUGUUGCCUCUCUGGAGUGACACCCAGGUGUACCUCGACGGAGAUGGGGGCUUCAGUGUGACGUCCGGCGGGCAGAGUCGAAUCUUCAAGCCGAUCUCCAUCCAGACCAUGUGGGCCACGCUCCAGGUGCUGCACCAGGCGUGUGAGGCGGCUCUGGGCAGCGGUCUGGUGCCAGGGGGCAGUGCCCUCACCUGGGCCAGCCACUACCAGGACAGACUGAGCUCUGACCAGAGCUGUCUCAACGAGUGGAUGGCCAUGGCUGACCUGGAGUCUCUGCGGCCCCCCAGCGCCGAGCCUGGCAGGUCCUCGGAACAGGAGCAGAUGGAGCAGGCCAUCCGGGCCGAGCUGUGGAAGGUGUUGGACACCAGUGACCUGGACAGCGUCACUUCCAAAGAGAUCCGCCAGGCCCUGGAGCUGCGCCUGGGGCACCCCCUCCAGCAGUACCGCGACUUCAUCGACAACCAGAUGCUGCUGCUCAUGGCGCAGCGGGACCGGGCCUCCCGCAUCUUCCCCCACCUCUACCUGGGCUCGGAGUGGAACGCAGCGAACCUGGAAGAGCUGCAGAGGAACAGGGUCAGCCACAUCCUGAACAUGGCCCGGGAGAUCGACAACUUCUACCCCGAGCGCUUCACCUACCACAACGUGCGCCUCUGGGACGAGGAGUCCGCCCAGCUGCUGCCGCACUGGAAGGAGACGCACCGCUUCUUGGAGGCCGCCCGAGCGCAGGGCACCCGGGUGCUCGUCCACUGCAAGAUGGGCGUCAGCCGCUCGGCGGCCACGGUGGUGGCGUACGCCAUGAAGCAGUACGGCUGGGGCCUGGAGCAGGCCCUGCGCCACGUGCAGGAGCUCCGGCCCAUCGCCCGCCCCAACCCGGGCUUCCUGCGCCAGCUGCAGACCUACCAGGGCAUCCUGACGGCCAGCCGGCAGAGCCACGUCUGGGAGCAGAAAGCGGGCGGGGCCUCCCCGGAGGAGGCCCUGGCCCCCGGGGUCUGUGCGCCGUCCCCGCUGUUCCCGCCGGAACCGGGGGGCAGUGGGGAGGUGCUGGCCACGGGGUUGGCGGAGAGCCAGCCGUCCCCGAGGGAAGAGCCCGGACCACGGCCGCGCAUCAACCUCCGCGGGGUCAUGCGGUCCAUCAGCCUCCUGGAGCCGCCCUCGGAGCUGGAGCUGGAGCCGGAGCGCGCCCCCGGGGCCGGGGCCGCGGACCUGCCGGAGGUUUUCUCUUCGAGCGAAACCUCAGACGAAGACCCUCCACAGCCCGUUCUUCAGGUCUCUGAGGCCAAGGGAGGCAGGCGGCUCUGCAAGGGGUCUUGGCCUGCCCUGAAGUCCCGCCAGUCUGUGGUUGCUCUCAACAGCGCCGCCCUGGUGGCCAGCCGGAGCCGGGCCUUCCAGGAGCAGGAGCAGGAGCAAAAGCAGGAGCAGGAGCCGGGACCGAGGGAGGCUGGUGCUUCCUCCACACCCAGGCUCAGGAGGGUGGUGAGGCAGGCCAGCGUGGACAGCAGCGGGGAGGAGGGCGAGGCCUGAGCCUCACACGUGCCUGCGCCCCCUUAGACACUAGCAGAGGCCCUGCACACAGCUCCUGGGAUGGGCACACCUCACUCCGGGCAGCGUGUCUCACUCCUUAGCUCCGCCCAGGGGGUCCAGGCCCCUUCACUACAGCCUCAGACUCUUCAGCCUUAAGUCUCAGACCCAUGUCCACUGUCCAGGGCUCAGCGCUUGCUCUGCCAUGGGGGAUAGAGUGAGAGAAUGGGGGUGCUCUGGGGGCGUUCUCACCCGCUGCCUGAAACACGUGCAGCCGUGGGAUAAAACAGUCCCCAGGCUCCCUCCUCUCCCUCCCUCACCCACCCCGUCUGCCUCAUCUCUGCCCCCUUCCUCCCGGGGGGCUCUGAGGAGCAGAGAGCUGGGCGCUCUGGUGGGGCCGGCAGGUUGGCCUCCCUCACACACCUUACAGCCAUCUGCGGUUUUUUGCUGCUGCCCCUUCCAACCCCUCCCCCCAACACCCACCUCCCUGCCAUGGCACAGCCCUGGGACACAGGGCACCAGGCCAAAGAGAGUCCUCUUUUUGUCCUGCAUAGUUUUCCAGUCUUCGUAGUGUCUGACUUUGUACUUAGAAAUAAAAAAGACAUUUUCAUAUUA
This is a messenger RNA of Pipistrellus kuhlii (Kuhl's pipistrelle), 2642 nucleotides long. It is a transcript of the gene SSH3, whose product is annotated as slingshot protein phosphatase 3. Gene Ontology annotation, biological process: actin cytoskeleton organization; protein dephosphorylation; negative regulation of actin filament polymerization. The record is from RefSeq and is a predicted model, not a curated record. The coding region runs from base 30 to 2030 and encodes 666 amino acids. Lineage: Eukaryota; Metazoa; Chordata; Mammalia; Chiroptera; Vespertilionidae. The transcript is spliced from 16 exons. Gene Ontology annotation, molecular function: actin binding; protein tyrosine/serine/threonine phosphatase activity. Gene Ontology annotation, cellular component: cytoplasm.